GGAAACCGGAAACACUCCUGCGCCCACUCCUUCCCACUGGAAGGGCCCUAGGACACCCAAUCCUUGCGCUACCGAGCGCAUUACAUCACUAGCCUCGUGCAGUACCGGCGCCCGCGCGUGUUCGCGCACCCCCUAACGAAGCCACCUUGCGUUGCUCGACCGGGAUCUAAUAUGCCAGUGAUAUCAGCGUACUCGUCUAGUGGCAGUAGUUACAUCUCAACGAGCCGGUACCCAAAGUCAAGCUACUCCGACCGAAAGUAUUACCCGUCGCUGUCGAGCAGUAUCAACAGCACCAGCAGCAGCAGCAGCAGCGGUGGCCUGUAUCGAAAGAGCUCGUACCGCUAUGAGCUACCGCUGUCGCCGGUCGCCUCGUCCUCUAGCUACUACACCCGAGAGAAUCGUGAUACGUACCGUGCCGGCGAAAGCAGUAGCCACAAGCAAGGAGCAGUGACUAACGGCGUAAGUGCUACUGCCACCAGCACAGCCAACAGCAGCAGCAACAGCAGCAGUGGGACCAACGCAACCUACAAUAAUAGUGCCGCGAUCACUACCACCCCCACUAGUAGUGCGUCCACCGCAUCGGCGACCAGCAGCAGCACCAGGACCGCGAACCGCUAUUCGUCGACCUACGGCUCAGGCUACGGCACACUUGGCAGCUCGUCGUACAGUCGAGACUACUCAUACACACGUGGUGUUACCAGUAGCAGCAGCAAUAGCUACGUCUCGAAUCUGCGCAAUACCGCACUGUGCGGGGCCGAGCUGUAUCAGCGCUACAGCCUUUCCACGUUUAAGCCUGCUCCGAGUAUCGUGUCCCGUGCCACGAGUGGUGGAGCCCCACAAUCCGUCAGCAGCCUCGCCACGAUACGAGGCUCGUCACCAAUCGUUCCUUCGCUGGACGGCACCAAGAUCACCAACAGCAACAGCAACAGCAACAGCAGCAGCAGCGGUGGCAAGGCGACGAUCAAGCUGCGCCCAUCGGCAUCAUCUCGCUCGGCGGCAGCGGCAGCGGCAGCAGUGGCGCCGGCGGCCACAUCGACAGCAGGCCUAGCAGCAGCUGCAGCAGCAGCAGUCGGAACAACCGCGCCGAACUCGAGCAGUGUCCCCAAUGGUGGUGGGGUCACGAGUGGCGCUAGCUAUGGUGGGGUGGCGUCGGUGGUGGUGGUGGGCUCCUCGAAACCGUCCACCCUAGCGACGGUUUCCGCUACGACCGAUGAUCUGCGGGGAGAGAGCAACAGCAGCAGCAUCAGCAGCAGCAGUAGGACAGGUGCAGACGGCGACUUCCACGUCACGGCCACUAUCCGCAUCAAACCCAAGGGCAUCGGUCUGGUGCACCGCGGCGGCGAUGACAGUAGCAGUAGAAAUGGCGGUGUUGGUGGCAACAGCAGUAGCAGCAGUAGCACUAGUCUUAACUUCAAGCAUCCUAAGGACAACGACGAGAGCAGCAAUCAGGCGAACAAUAACAUUCAAGUGACCAACCACCAAAUCCACGUGCCGGUGGUGGCCGGUGGCCCAACCUGCAGCAAAAAUGGAAACAACAACAAUAACAAUAAUAAUAAUAAUAAUAUCAACAACAAUAACAGCAGCAACAACAGCAGCUACGAUAAUGCAAACGGACUUAGCAAGAGUAGUAGCGACCGUAGCGGCGGCAGCAGCAGCAGCAGCAGCAACAACAGCAUUAGCGGCACUGUCACCAAGCCCACCCCCACCACAGCCACCACCACCACCACCACUACAACUACGAGCAGCGCCACGGCGACGGUAGGGAGUACCAAUAGUGCCAACAGCAGCACGCUUAAUGGACACGACGACUCCGUUGAAGAGAAACCGAAAGCAAACGAUGACGAUAGAGUAAGCUAUCUCCGGACGGGUAGUAGCUCGAAAGGGCUCACGUCGGCAUCGAACAGUUAUCGAAGCAGCAAGGACUACGAUGCCGCCUACCGCGUGCCUUCGUCGUCCACGAGUGGGUCGACGGCGUUGCAAAAGUCCAACUACGACACUGGCUACGAUACUACCGAUUCCGUGCGCGGGCGGAAGGAAGGUUUGUGUGGUUUGUGGAAUAUUGGCAACACGUGCUUCAUGAACUCCAUGAUCCAGUGCCUGAGUCACACCCGUGAGCUGACGGCGUUCCUGCGCAGCCAGUCAUCGAACGAGCGUGGCACUAACAAAGAUCAUCGGAUUCUAGCCGAGUAUACCAAGCUAAUUAAAGACAUGUGGAGUGGCUCGCAGCGUAGUGUGAACCCGUCGGAACUAAAGUACGCCUUCUCCAGCAAACACCGAAUGUACUCUGGUUCUGCCCAGCAGGACGCGCAGGAGUUUUUACGCUUCUUCCUGGACUCCCUGCACGGCGCGUUGAAUGCAGCCGUGAAGCGCGAUCCGCUUGGUGAACUCGAUGACGACAUGAGCAAUCGUUUCAAGGCGGAUAUGCUAUGGGAAUGGUACUCGAAGGCGGAAAACUCCGUUAUUAAAGACCUGUUUGUCGGGCAGCUACGUAGCACGCUCAAAUGUACGUACUGCAGCACCGAAAGCACAAUGUUCGAUCCCUUCUGGGAUCUGAGCCUACCGCUACCGACGUCCAAUUCACGGUUCAAGCUGGAGAAUUGCCUGGAAAUGUUCAUCAAGGAGGAGGUGCUCGACGGGAUCGAUCAACCGACCUGCUCCAAGUGUAACAUGCGACGAAAGUGCACCAAAAGCCUGACAAUAGAGCGGUUUCCAAAAUAUUUGGUUAUACAUUUGAAGCGUUUCUCCGAAACCAGGUGGAGCAAGCUAACCAACGUUAUAGAGUUUCCUACCGGCGAACGGGAGCUUAACUUGCAGCCAUAUGCGUCCGAGGAUCAUUCGGGACCAGUGACCUAUUCGCUAUACGGAAUUUCCAACCACAUGGGAUCCACUGCUGGCGGACAUUACAUUGCCGUCUGUAAACACCCCAUCACUAAGGAAUGGAAUGAGUUCAAUGACAACUUUGUCAGCGAAACAACGGAACGUAGUUUGGUGACGUCCAGUGCCUAUGUCUUGUUUUACGAGCGUGCCUAGAAUACUUGUUUGGAUACUGUGCAAAUUGUUAAAAAACGUGAUGAUUUCUGAAGGAAUUCUUCCCCUAUGGCAAAACGAGAGCUACCUGGCCGAAAUCCAGACAGGACUUCCGGCAGGCGUUCGUAUCUGUGUGAAUGAAACAAACUAACCAAAUACUAUAAAUACGUUUAGAGUCAUACAGGAGUAAGAGACUUAUAAAGAACAGGAAUGAAAAGUGAACGAAUACUCUAGAAAAGCUCUAGUACUCGUAGAGCGCUGGAAAGCAUAAUAAGGGCUAAACUUACAUUUACCCUAUUAUUUUCACCAACUAAAAUAUUCGCUAGGCGUCAGAUACAUGACAAACGAAUCUGUCUCUUCCUUAAAUAUUUGGCAGUAUCAGGAAUUGAAAACUAAGGACGUAGAAUAGAUUCAUUCAACAAAUUAUAAUCUAACCGACCGAGAGCAAAGAUGAAUGGGAGUUAACGAAUGAGAUAGAAAAUGAACAACGAAAACACACAGAGAGUGAAAACUAUUUUAAAUAUUCUUCUUGAGAAACGAGACGGUUAGGAGAGAUAGGGCAUAGAUUAUAAAUAACAGAAAACGAAAACAAAACCGCGGAACGAGAUACGAGAACAGGGUUUGUUAAAUUAUUUAUUUAUUUAUUUAUUUAUUUAAUUGUUUAUUAAUUUAUUCAGUCUUAUGAAAGAGUGAGGGCCAUCCAACGUACGAUGUAGCCGGACGCGAUCCGAUGUACUAACGCAAUGUUCAACACACCACGUUACGGUCUUUGGUACAGCCGACAACAGGCGUGCAGGCGUGGACAGUGUAAAGUUUAGAAUUAGCUAGGCCGUCGAGCUGAGUUGGUUAGCUGAACGUUAAAAUAGACACUCGCGCUGGAAGCAUCUUAAUGAAACGGACCAGAGAUCCGUUGCUGAAACAGACAAAUCAAUGACACACCUGGCAUGGCCAAGGUAGUAACAUCACGAUCGCAUGGGAUGGGAAAUGUGGCCCAGGGGGUUUGUUGUUAGCUAUUUACUUUCAUUAAUAUUAUUUUAAAUUAAGCCAAGAUUUACUUAACGCUGAUAUGGAACCAUGAUACACGACACGAUUAUGCCAAAAAUAUGUCUUUUUGUGGCUGUAAUGGGGUAGGUACCGGCGCCUCCUCCUUCUAAACACAUGCAAGUCAUACGGAACGGUAACAAUAUCCGAUUAUCCAAGACACACCUUGAGCGGAAGUGGACACAUGGUUGAGUUUAGAGGAGUCGGGAACAGAUGAUAACGUGGUUUCGUAAGGUUUGGGCGCAGGGCGACCUUAAUCACUACCGUCAACGUCACCGUUUGGCGCGGAAACAACCAACCCGCCCAGUAAAAACCCCGAACGGUUACAGAAUGCAACAAAGGGCAAAGAGACACCAAAACUAUUUUCUUUUGAAAUCUUAGAAGAACGGGCCGGGCCAAAAGUAUGUCUAGUGAAAAAUUCUCUACUAAACAGGAGAAUGUACGGCUGUACCUGCUACACAAUUUGUUGGGACAGUUAGCAACCAUUGUUAGGGUGUUUGUUUUUGUUCUUCCCACAAGCCACACACACCAAAUAAGCCAACCAGGGGGAAGGUAGACCCGUUCCUUCGGGCCCGUUCCAGAAUCGUAGCAAUAGCUAAGCAGACAC
Molecule: messenger RNA, 4675 nt
Organism: Anopheles cruzii
Lineage: Eukaryota; Metazoa; Arthropoda; Insecta; Diptera; Culicidae
Product: ubiquitin carboxyl-terminal hydrolase Usp2-like
Exons: 12
Coding region: 172-3030 (952 amino acids)
Biological process (GO): protein deubiquitination
Cellular component (GO): cytoplasm
Molecular function (GO): cysteine-type deubiquitinase activity
Source: RefSeq, a predicted model, not a curated record